Molecule: messenger RNA, 1496 nt
Organism: Ostrea edulis (European flat oyster)
Lineage: Eukaryota; Metazoa; Mollusca; Bivalvia; Ostreida; Ostreidae
Exons: 4
Coding region: 567-1148 (193 amino acids)
Biological process (GO): negative regulation of endopeptidase activity; negative regulation of membrane protein ectodomain proteolysis
Cellular component (GO): extracellular matrix
Molecular function (GO): protease binding; metalloendopeptidase inhibitor activity
Source: RefSeq, a predicted model, not a curated record
UUGAAAAAAAAAAUCUUCAAACAUCUUUUUCUUCGAAUCCAGUUAAUUCAUUUAUUUUCAUUAACGAUGUCACAAUUGGGCGUUAUCUAAUAGUAAAUCUGCCAUUUUACAUUAUCAUUUUCUGAAUCGCAAGAAUUGUACAUUUUCUGCUUACUCCGAUUCACCUUAGUAAUUAAUUCAAAAUACAUCAAACUGCAAUGUUUAAUAGUCAUGGAUUCGUGAUCAAACGUGUAUAGACAUAUUUGCAGAUGUGAAGAACUAGAAAUUGAUUAUACGCAUGUAUGGUAAAUAACAAAAAGUAAUAUGAUUGGUGGAAAUUUCGUUUUAGUGUUAUCCUUUUUCCAAGAAAUGUUCUCAAUCGGAAAUAACACCACAGCCUUUUUAAUAAAAGAGCGUUCUCAAAUGCAUUCGACAUAGAUAGUCUUUUGUUAAACAUCUGACCUUCUGUUAAUGUACAGAUCAACUGGAAAUUAACAACACUCUCUUAACAGUGAAAUCUGGUUUGGGGAGUAUAUAUAACGGGGUUAAAUGGGAAAUGUAUAUCGCUUUCAUUCUUAGCUUCGACCAUGAGAACCGUGGCGAUUGUCUCGGCAGCGUUUGCUGCGAUUUUUGCCUAUUCCGAAGCAUGUACCUGUUGGUCUCAACAUCCCCAAACUCAUUUCUGUAACUCCGAUUUUGUUAUCCGGGCAGCGAUCCUUAAUCGAAAAACAGUCAACAUGGAAAUUGUAUAUACAGUGAGGAUACUGAAAGAGUUCAAGAAUGGCGCUGGGAGGGGAUAUUCUCAAAAACAAGACAUCUACACCAAUCCUUCAUCUGCUAGCUGUGGCUCAUAUUUCGAAUUAAGGAAAGAAUACAUCAUAUCAGCAUUUUCCUUGCACUUCCUUUGUAAAAAAAAAAAAAAAAAAAAAAAAAAAAAGGGAAAUCAUAUCAUGUUAAUGACGGAGCAGAAAACAAAGACGUCCUUUUGGAAUAAUAUUUUAUUGCUAUGUCAUUUUGUUGUUUUUCUAGGUUCCAUUAAUCGCGGGAAAUGGGUAACAUAUCUAUGCGAAUUUAAUGCUGUGCCAUCUUCUCUCACCCAAUACCAAAGAGCUGCUCUGGAUCUUGGUAUCUAUGAGAACAGCUGCAGCUGCAAGGCAAGUUAUUUUUAACCGAUCCGAUUAUUUAAUUUCUAUACAUACGAAAAAUGUCAGUCUUUAAGUCAAGGAAUGUCAUAGAAUUAUCGCCAUCAAAAAAUGGUUGGUAUCUUACACAUAUCACCAACCAAGGUACAAUUCUCAUGAUAAUUUGAUUCAUUUGAUUACAUUCAUCAAAUUAUUAUAAAUAUGUUAGCUUACUUUUAAGAUUUUGCUUCAUGUCUUCCUUUUUGUAAUAGAUCGAACGAUGUGGUUUUCAAGGAAAAAAAUGUCCAGAACAAACGAGAGAUAGUUGCGAUAUUAUAUCGGAUUCUGAUGCCACGUGUCGGUAUCAGAAUAAUUCCUGCAGACUGACUCCGUAUG